Guillardia theta CCMP2712 is the source of this 781-nucleotide messenger RNA. RefSeq lists its product as hypothetical. The transcript has 9 exons. Gene Ontology annotation, cellular component: nucleus. Lineage: Eukaryota; Cryptophyceae; Pyrenomonadales; Geminigeraceae. The coding region runs from base 75 to 701 and encodes 208 amino acids. The record is from RefSeq and is a predicted model, not a curated record. Gene Ontology annotation, molecular function: protein-lysine N-methyltransferase activity; protein binding. Gene Ontology annotation, biological process: peptidyl-lysine monomethylation.
GCGACUCCGUCCUGGUGGACACGAUAAACAGCCAUCGGAAGAAGCUCAAAGAGGGAUGGGAGAAGCAGUUCGAUAUGCCCUGUCCUCCUCCUCUCCUGUGGCUCAAUGCCUGCGUCAUUUCUCGCUGCUUCCACAUCUGGAACAAGGACGCGGUGAUGGCGUGGAUGACGCCGUUUGUUGACAUGGUCAAUCAUUCGUAUGACAAGAACUGUGUUCUUGCAACGAGUGACAAUGCCAUUGAGAUCAAAACGGACAAGGCUAUCAAGAAAGGCGACGAGAUUCUCUUCUCCUACGCUCACUUCCCAAACUCUCACUUUUACUGGAGGUAUGCCUUCUGCCUGGAGGAGAACGAGUCGGAUGUCCUUGAAAUAGAAGGCGGGAUCAGAGCUCACCAAGUCCUCUUUGACAACUUCCUGACAACUCGCUCUCCCCCCCCUCCUGUCCUUCAGCAGUCGAUCAAGCUGAAGACUUGUCCUUCCAAUGUCUCAGAGGAGGUGCAGGAGCAGGAACGAACCUCAGUACAGCAGACGAUGGAGAAGAUAGAUUCGCUAGUGGGAGCAUGCGAUGAGUUUUUGAAGACUCGAGAAGAUAAACGAGAGGUGUGUGAAUAUGUGAGGUUGAGGAGAGGCUUGCUGGAGUCCUGUAGAGAUCUGCUGGGGGGGUAUGAAAAGUUCUUGUCAGGAGAAGGAACAAAGGAGUGAGUUAAGCGAAGGAGAAGUAGAAAUAAGUUCUCUGAUGGAAAUUUUUCAACGGUUCUGUAAUUACACAAAUGUACACUCCG